Drechmeria coniospora is the source of this 936-nucleotide messenger RNA. RefSeq names its product aldo-keto reductase. Gene Ontology annotation, cellular component: cytosol. Lineage: Eukaryota; Fungi; Ascomycota; Sordariomycetes; Hypocreales; Ophiocordycipitaceae. The record is from RefSeq and is a predicted model, not a curated record. The transcript is spliced from 2 exons. The coding region runs from base 1 to 936 and encodes 311 amino acids. Gene Ontology annotation, molecular function: aldose reductase (NADPH) activity.
AUGGCGCAAACGCUCUCCGUCGGUGCGCAGGCCUCGAGGCUUGCGAGAGAUCUCCCCCUCGCCGGAAGCUCGUCCGUCAUUCCCAAGCUUGUCUACGGCACGGCGUGGAAGAAGGAGAGGACGGCAGACCUGGUGUACGCGGCCCUCAAGGCCGGCUUCCGCGCCCUCGACACGGCCGCUCAGCCAAAGCACUACGACGAGCGUGGUGCCGGCGAGGGCGUCCGCCGCGCCGUUGCCCAAGGCAUCGUCGACCGGGCGCAGCUCUUUGUCCAAACCAAGUUCACCUCGCCCGCCGGCCAGAACGAGACGACGCCGUACGACUUGGACGCGUCGCUGGUGGACAAGGUUCAUCAGUCGGUCCGCUCGUCCCUCGCCCACUUUACCUUGGACGGCGAAGACCCCUACCUCGACUGCCUCGUCCUGCACUCGCCCAUGGAGACCAUGGAGGAGACGGUGACGGUCUGGCGGACGCUCGAGUCCUACACGCCCCACAAGAUUCGCAACUUGGGCCUGUCGAACACGACGCUCGCCAUUCUCCAGCAGCUUCACGGCACCGUGGCGCGGAAGCCUGCCGUCGUCCAGAACAGGUUCUACGACGGCACCGGCUACGAGGUGCCGCUGCGGUCUUUUUGCCGCGACGAGAACAUCGUCUUCCAGUCCUUCUGGACCAUCGGCGCGAACCCGUCACUCGCCCGGAGCGAGCCAGUCCGGCAGGUGGCCGCCAAGGCCGCCGUCGAAGCCGUCGCCGCCUACUACUCGCUCGUCCUCGGCCUCGGCGGCGUCACGAUCCUCGACGGCACGACCGACGAGGUGCACAUGAAAGACGACCUCGACGGCGUGCGAACCGUUGCCUCGUGGGCCGAGGCCGACGGCGUCGCCGACUGGGAGGCGGCGUUGAAAAAAUUCAAGUCAAUUGUUGGCGACGCCUGCGUCUGA